GGGUGAAAACAUAAAUUUGUUCUUUUGCGAAUAAGUUCAGCUACUAAACAAACAGUGAACAAACUUAUUGCGAUUGCCACGAACAUGGCCUCUCUCAAGCGUUCCUCAGACGCAUUGGUUCCAGUGGCCAAUUCGAAAAAAUCACGCACAGAUCUUGUAUCGUACACAACAAAAGAUAAACAACUGCUUGAGCAGCAGAAUGUUGAGCGUACUUCUGGCCUGCUAGGGCCUAUCAUGCUACUGGAGGGGCAUGGCGGAGAAAUAUUUUCCACGGAAUUCCAUCCCGAGGGCGAACAUCUGCUGUCUACCGGAUUCGAUCGUCAAAUUUUUCUCUGGAAGGUGUACGAUGAGUGUGAGAAUGUUGGUAUGCUAAGUGGCCACUCCGGGGCCGUGAUGGAAGCUCACUUUUCGCCGGAUGGUUCAAAUAUUUACAGCUGUGCCACGGACAAAGUGGUGGGUGUGUGGGAUGUACCGACGUGCACGCGUAUACGAAAGCUGAAAGGCCACACCAACUUCAUCAACAGCUGCCGUGGCGCUCGACGUGGACCAACGCUGAUUGUGUCCGGAUCCGACGAUUCGACGAUCAAAAUCUGGGAUGCACGCAAGCGAAACGUUGUUAAUACCUUUGAUAACGGGUAUCAGGUGACGGCAGUGUGUUUUAACGAUACAGCCGAGCAGGUCAUUUCUGGUGGCAUCGACAAUGAGGUCAAAGUGUGGGACAUUCGCAAGAAAGAGAUACUGUAUCGACUUCGCGGACACUCCGACACCAUCACGGGGUUGUCACUGUCACCGGAUGGCUCAUAUGUGCUCAGCAAUGCUAUGGACAACACGCUUCGCAUAUGGGACAUACGGCCGUACGUUCCUGGCGAGCGUUGCGUGAAGGUUUUCACCGGCCAUCAGCAUAACUUUGAGAAAAACCUCCUGCGCUGCGGAUGGUCGCCCGAUGGGCUGAAGAUCAGCGCAGGAUCUGCGGAUCGAUACGUAUACAUUUGGGACACAACAUCGAGGCGCAUUCUUUACAAGCUGCCCGGCCACAACGGUAGCGUCAACGACGUCGAUUUUCACCCUACGGAACCUAUCAUUGUGUCGGGAUCGAGUGACAAAACACUAUACCUUGGCGAAAUCGAAGCAUGAAACGUUUGAAAGCUAAACUCAUGGAAGAUCCAA
Anopheles bellator is the source of this 1167-nucleotide messenger RNA. RefSeq names its product U5 small nuclear ribonucleoprotein 40 kDa protein. The record is from RefSeq and is a predicted model, not a curated record. Gene Ontology annotation, cellular component: catalytic step 2 spliceosome. Gene Ontology annotation, molecular function: RNA binding; protein binding. The transcript is spliced from 3 exons. Bases 85 to 1134 code for a protein of 349 amino acids. NCBI's taxonomy places the organism in Eukaryota, Metazoa, Arthropoda, Insecta, Diptera, Culicidae.